Messenger RNA from Aspergillus calidoustus, 4430 nucleotides. The record is from the annotation of a GenBank genome assembly. Lineage: Eukaryota; Fungi; Ascomycota; Eurotiomycetes; Eurotiales; Aspergillaceae.
CCGGUGAGCAAUAAGAUUCUAGAGCUGGUGAGUUCCUUUUGUUUGUUUUAAUGUGGUACCACGGUCGCAGUUUAGAGGGAAGCCAGUCGAGGCAAGAAAUGGCCCACUUUGUAUGAUGAGUGCGUAGCGGGGACAUGUGAUUCGGCCCGAACUUCGUGAUGUCUUGACGUCAGCUCCGAACCAGGUGCGGAGUUGCUUGGGCGAAAUUGAACGGACCUCCACAGAUCCUCUCGCUUUGAAUUUCGUAGUUCGGUCCGAUAAGCAGCGACAGAAUAGCACCGAGUAGCUUCAAGCUAUCAAUAUGGACGCCUCCGAAACCCAAGAAAGAGGCCAGAGACAAGCAAGCGCUGGGAGUCGCUCAUCCAGUACUGCAUGUUUGCGAUGCCGUACGCAGAAGCUCAAGUGUGGCCGUGAGCGUCCAGUGUGUGCUCGAUGCCAGCGAGUCGACGCGACGUGUUCCUAUCCUUCGCCCCCGAACCGUCGGGGCCCACGCCCACGCUCACAACGUGCUCGCCUUCCAGCAAGGGCAGCUGAACGCAGUCACCCGCAGGAACAUACUCGCCCUUGGCGAGCACCCGUUCCGCAGCCUUAUAGCGACCCGUCAUCGCUAUUGCAACAGGAAUCGCCUUCGAGGAUUGAGCCGCGGGGCCAAAGCGCCAUCCCGAAUGCCGUUAACUUUAAUGAUGAUCUUGAAGGGAUAUCGCAUCCUCGCAGCGACACUGUGGUGGAUGACGCAUCCGUAGUGCUAGCUACAGGAAGGCCUGUAUUGCUCGAUUCCUAUCCAAAUCAGCUACGGACGAUGAGCUCAAUCGCAAAAGCAACACCCUCAACACAUACCCCAGACCAAGACCAGCCACCUCUACCUCCAACUGCCCUCGGUCUCUCCCUACUGGAACUUUACUUCACGCGCAUCUAUAAUGCACCUCUGCUAUUCCACAAACCUGUUUUAUUUCAACAAUAUCUAGAGCAACAGCUUAAUGGCGCUCUUCUUAGAGCCCUACUGGCGUUGGCAACACUGUUUCUUCAACCCUGCGAUCCAGAGAGUGAAAAGGACCUCAUUGGAGAACAUACUGAAUUAAAAGUCCUGAGUAUAUAUCACGCCUCUGGGCUUCCAUGGGCGAGAGCUGCAUUCAAGGAAGCCAUGCUUGCAGCCGUGGACAGCCCGUCUCUUAUGGUCAUUCAAGCGCUUGAGUGCCUUCAACACUAUUGGUUCGGUAUCGGCCAGCCUUAUCAAGGCAAUCUCUGUCUUGCAUUAGCCUAUCGCGCCUGCCAUCUUCUUGGGUAUACCAAGAAGAUUCCGAAUGGUAUCGUUGGGCUUGACCAUGAUGUGAGCCUUGAAUCGGAGCUCGCCCGGCGAUGCUUCUGGGCCUGCUGGACGUCGACAUGCAUCGUCAUGGAGCCGGAACCAUAUAUCAAAUCCUCCUGGCAGGAGGUCGCCAUGGUGCCGCUUCCCGGGGUAAUUCUACCCACGCCAUCGGAAGGAUAUAGAAUAAUGCUCGGCGAAAUAAUGGAUGAAAAUUGGAACGCUAGUGUUCUGACACCGGGAGCAAAACCCGGACCAGCUGCAGCGAUCUUGAUGAAAAUGGUGGGUGUCUGGGCAAAGGUACAACUGCUGUGCAAAGACAAUAAGAUCGGUUCUAUACUCUCGGAAAGAUUUCAGUCAGGGCGGACAUUGUCGCAAAUGGCAACCUCAUUUUUCGACGAUGCAAAACGUUAUAGGAGCUCCAAUUCAGAUUCCAAUCACGAGAGUAACGAUAGCCAAGCUCGGACACCGCAAGAUCAAGACCUAUUGCUCGUGCACGACGCCCUGUAUCAUCAGUGCCAAAUCAGCAUCCAUUCAAUGAUCGUGCCCUUAUUCUCGGGCAUCGCAAAUGAAAACAACUCAGAGAAAAUACUAGACGCGGCUGACCAGAGGCAAAGCGCAACAACUGUUGCAAAACACACUGAUCUACUGCGUCGCUUAUUAGAACCGUAUCUCUCUGGUCAGCGUCAUGUUUCGUUUCUACCACCUCUUGUCGGCUAUGCGGCGUUUGUCGCGGGAAUCGUUCUUCUUGUCAUGGAAAUUUCAUGCCCGAACAGAAGCAGUGGAAUAAACGUCAUUACAUUCGGCACCGAAGCCAGUGGGAAUGGCAAUGAGAAUACGAAUGGGAAUGGUCGGGGCUGCCGAUUAAGCACCGUGGAAUCAAUAUUGCAUCUGCUUGAUCGUCAUAGGGUUUAUUGGAGGGCGUUGCAACGUCCGUGGGAAAUAUUGCAUACUGCACUGCAAGGAGAAUUUCAGAAGCAUUCAACACAAAAUCUACAUCAACAGGCGAAUCUUCAAAGUAGUCAUCUCCUGGCACCAAGUAGUGCCAUCGAAAAUCCGCAGACGUCCGCCGCAGGAUACUGUCAAGUGACGGAGCACUUACGUCAACAGCCACAUCCCGUUGCUAGUAUGGCGAAUGACCCUGCAGAAGAAGGACCAUUGUCAGGAGUAGUACAACAUAGCUCCGGUUUGGCUACUAAUGUUAACAACAACAAUGAUUUUGGAACAGCUGCAAGUGAAGCAGAAGCGAACGCGAUUGAUCUCUUGAUCAGUGGGGGUAAUGUCAAUGUACCGCAGGAUUAUGAUUGGUAUAACCUGUCAUUUGCGGAGGCCGGAGUUGAGCAGUUUGCUGGUCUUGAACCUUUCGCUCUCUUUCAACACGGGUGGCAGACAUUUGGGUAGUUAGGUGUUCAACGGUCAGAUAGUAAUGCUCACGUAAGGUCUUAAAGAAUAACUACGGGACGCCCUUGAUUUCAGGCAGUAUUAGAGACCGAAGUGCCGCAAGGUCCGAGGCUAACGUGGUUCGAUAGCGUCGGAGUACAAGCCCCCCCGAUGCCGCCGGUCUGUGUGGGCCCAAAUUCUCGAGUGGCAUGACGGGCCCAAGCAGGUUGCAUCUGCUGCGCUUCAGUAGAAAGAACGAAAUCGAGUGGCGAGUGCGCCCGGUCGAAACACAGAUCCCGCACCAAACAAGGGCGCAACGGGUCAUCCUAUCCAAUUCGCGAACUCACAAAUAACCUUGCAUAUAGAACCCUGGCACUCAAUCAGUGUUAUUACGGAAAACUGGAGCUGAAGUGCUUCGUCCCCCGCCCGAACGUCGGCCUGUACAAACGCGUGAUUCACGUCGAGCUCCUCCAAUUCCGUCGCAAGCAUCGGCGUGACAACCAAAAAUGCCGUACCGAAGACCAUACUGGGUGGUUUCAUGCCCCGCCACCAGAGAUCCUGGACACCGCUACCGCUUGGUCUCUAUACACGCGAGCGAUCGAUCGCCAUAGUCUCGGUAUCGAUGGCCAUUGCCAGAGCAUGCCCAGGGCUUGAUUUGGAUCCCGCCAGGACCGAUGGCGGCAAUGGGCGCUAACAGAAUCCGUGCGAUGGAGGGACAGACCACCAAGCCAGGUGUCUGUCGUGCCGGAGAGGACCUCGCCGGCGAGCGCGACCAGGAAGAACCCCGUUGGCCCAUCCGAGUUAGAAUUCGAAGAGCAAUAGGGCGUAAGAGUUGUUGUCUACCAGAACUUUGAGACUGUAUGACAUCCCAAAUCGUCAUAUGGUUGUAAGCCCCGCGUCUUUCGGGUUCUCCCUUGGCGUACAUGGACAGCAUAUACACCAGCAGGAGAGUAAUAAGGUAGCCGUUAUUUACACCGCAGACCUCCUCGAGACAGAAUCUUAACCUGGGCCGAACUGGAGGCUCCCCAGCUCGCGGCAGUUCGCGCCAAACUACAAUAGCGUGUCAAAAGUUUCCCAACACUUAGCGCGUCUUCGGGAACGCGUAAACAGAACCAAAACUUCAACCUCAAUUAUCUCCACAACCAUGAGGUCUUUCGGUACCGAAAUAAGUGGAAAUCGAAGGCCUGAAUCUGAACUUUCACCUGAGGCGCGUUCUGCUAUUUUAUAUGGCCUAGAGCUGGGGCAAUCGCCCUCGCAACUUGCCCGCAAGUUUGAAGUCAACCGGUCGACUAUUUUCGACACGAAGAAUCGCUUUUUACGCUACCAUACCACGAAAUCUCGCCCUAGAAAGGGUCGGCCGCAGAAGCUUAGUAAAGCAACUAAGCGCUAGGUAUAUUACUUGGUGCGCAGGCGCCUAGAUAUCUCAUGGAAGGCCUUAAUAAUCAAGACCCCUGGUCAACCUUCUAUCUUGACAAUUCGACGCGCCUUAAGGAAAUAUUAUAUUCGUAAGUAGCGGAGUAAGAAGAUGAUACUAUUAUCUAAAGAAGUCGCGCGAAAACGAUAUAUAUUUGUAGGGUUGUGGUUGCGAUAUAUAGCCUAGCGCACCUGGAAGUUUUUAGACGAAUGUUCAGUCCAACGCUGAGCUAAUAAACGCCUAAAAUUCGUGUUUCGAUACUAAAAAGAAGGAUUUAGAGAGGAUCUAUUAAAUCUCUACUACCACGGGAAACCUAUUUCACAGAUGGUUUGG